Molecule: messenger RNA, 843 nt
Organism: Hypoxylon fragiforme
Lineage: Eukaryota; Fungi; Ascomycota; Sordariomycetes; Xylariales; Hypoxylaceae
Product: carbohydrate esterase family 4 protein
Exons: 3
Coding region: 1-843 (280 amino acids)
Biological process (GO): carbohydrate metabolic process
Molecular function (GO): hydrolase activity, acting on carbon-nitrogen (but not peptide) bonds
Source: RefSeq, a predicted model, not a curated record
AUGCUCUUCGAAACCGCCAUCACAACCCUCGCCCUCGCGCUCAGCGCCUCCGCCCUUGCCGUCCCGAACCCAGUCGAGGUGUUCAAGCGCGCGCACACCGCCGGCACCGUGAUAAGCAAGUGCUCGAAGCCCGGCGUGCUGGCGCUCGCCUACGACGACGGGCCCUACCAGUUCACGUCCUCGCUGGUGGACACCCUGGACAAGGCCGGGGUGAAGGGGACCUUCUUCUGGACCGGCACCCUGUACGGCUGCAUCUACAACCAGCAGGCCGCGGUCAAGAAGGCGUAUGAAAGCGGGCACCAGAUUGCCUCGCACACAUGGUACGGCAAGCAAACCCACACCAGACACACUUUACCUAGUUUCCCAGGUCCAGCUAACCCGCGAACUCCCCGUUCCAAAAGGACGCACCCGCACAUGGGCAGCAUGGGCGCGGCGCAGAUCAAGAGCGAGAUGGAGAAGGUGGAGCAGGCGUUCGUGAACCUGGUGGGCAAGAAGCCGCAGUACAUGCGGCCGCCGUACCUGGAGACGGGCGGGCAGUUCCUCGGCGUGAUGAAGGAGAUGAACUACACGGUGAUCACGGACGACGUCGACGCGGGCGACUGGAACAACCAGUCGCCGCAGCAGAGCCAGCAGAAGUUCCAGCAGGCCGGCGCCGCCGGCAACGGCCACAUCCCCCUCAUGCACGAGACUUACCAGGGCACUGUCACCACCUUGACAAACUGGCUCAUCGACUGGGCUAAGACGAACAAUCUGCAGAUUGUUACGGUUGCCGAGUGUCUCGACGAUGCCAAUGGCGCCUACAAAGAAGGGACGUUUGAAGGCAAUGGGCAAACCACUUGCUGA